Molecule: messenger RNA, 1431 nt
Organism: Phanerochaete carnosa HHB-10118-sp
Lineage: Eukaryota; Fungi; Basidiomycota; Agaricomycetes; Polyporales; Phanerochaetaceae
Exons: 10
Coding region: 22-1125 (367 amino acids)
Biological process (GO): cytoskeleton-dependent cytokinesis
Cellular component (GO): septin complex; microtubule cytoskeleton; cytosol
Molecular function (GO): GTP binding; molecular adaptor activity; GTPase activity
Source: RefSeq, a predicted model, not a curated record
GCAGUACCGCCCGUUGCAACCAUGUCUUUCGCCGGCAGACGCAGAGGAAACAAGGUCAAGAAGGGUGUUCAGUUCACCGUCAUGGUUGUCGGUGCCUCGGGUACCGGACGUACUACAUUUGUGAACACCCUUUGCGAGUCUGAGGUUCUGCAGCACAAGGUCUGCGACUCUCCGGAGACGGCCCAUCUGGAGGAGGGCAUCAAGAUAAAGCCCGUCAACGUUGAACUCGAGGAGGAUGGCGUACGCAUUGCGCUGACUAUUGUCGACACUCCUGGAUUUGGCGAGAACAUCGACAACGAGUUUGCCUUCCAAGAGAUUGUUGGUCACCUCGAGCGGCAAUAUGAUGACAUUCUUGCAGAGGAGUCUCGUAUCAAGCGUAAUCCUCGCUUCCGCGACAAUCGUGUUCACGCUCUGCUGUACUUCAUCCCUCCCACGGGCCACGCUCUUAGGGAAAUGGAUAUUGAACUCAUGCGCCGCCUUUCGCCACGCGUCAAUGUCAUCCCGGUCAUCGGUAAGGCCGACUCACUGACUCCAAGUGAACUUCGUGGCUUCAAGAAGCGGAUCAUGGAGGACAUUGAAUAUUACGACAUUCCUGUCUACAAUUUCCCAUACGACGUUGAGGAAGAUGACGAGGACACCAUCCAGGACAACAGCGAGCUGCGUGGCUUGAUGCCAUUCGCGAUCGUCGGCUCCGAAGAGGAAGUUGAGAUAGACGGACAGCCGGUUCGCGCUAGAAUAUAUCCUUGGGGUAUAGCCGAAGUCGACAACCCUAAGCACUCUGAUUUCAGCCGCUUGAGGGGCGCUCUCCUUGGUACACAUCUCUCGGACCUGAAGGCCCUUACCCACGAUGUCCUGUACGAGACUUACCGUACCGAGAAAUUGUCGAGGACAGUCCAUGCGGAGACGACCGAUUCGUCUAUCCUCCCGGAGGAACUUGCCACCCAGAGCGUCAGACUCAAGGAAGAGCAGCUGCGUCGGGAAGAAGAGAAGCUGCGGGAAAUCGAACUCCGCGUCCAGCGCGAGAUCAACGAGAAGAGGCAGGAGCUCUUGGCAAAGGAGGAAUCGCUCAGGAACCUGGAGAGUCGACUGGCGGCACAGGGCUCGCAGCCAGAGUUCCGGGAGUAGGGCGAGUAGGGAUCCUUGCCUUAGUCGGUCUCUGGUUUGCAAAACGAUGCUCGAGUACUAUGAUACCCCGUUCGGAAGUACAGUUUCCAUACUCUCGUUUUCGUUAUUCUUAGUGGUCUACUAUCUGACUGGAUUAAUACACUUUGAUAGCACACUCCUUUAUCCGUGUCACUCACUUCCUACCGCCCGCAUAUUGAUACCUCCUCUUUCCACCCCUUCUGGUGCUGCUCCGAGUCAGUUAUUUUCGUACGCUGCAGAAGCUGUUCUAUUGACGGAAUACAUGUGCUACUUCGUUUCUCGUACGUG